GUGAAGCCGGGUAUGCUCUUCCUGGCGGCACGCUGCGACCAGGUGAGUCCGAGAAAGAUGGGCUCAAUCGCAAAAUGCGGCGCUUCAUCUUCAACGCAGACCCAAGCAUGGUCUGUGAAUGGAAGAUAGGCGACUUGCUCUCCGUGUGGUGGUGCCCAAGCUAUGACGGCACCUCCUAUCCUUACCUGCCUCCGCACGUCACCAGGCCCAAAGAGUGCAUCAAGGUCUAUCAGGUGAACCUACCGCAGAGAUGUGUAUUCGCUGUUCCUGAAACGGACAAGCUUGUGGCCAUUCCCUUCUUCGACUUGCACGAAGAUCCCGCAGCAUAUCCGGAGCUCCGAGACAUCCCGCAGCUGGUGAGCCGCUACGCGAUAUCUCUCUUCGAGCAGGGUUGA
Messenger RNA from Symbiodinium pilosum, 395 nucleotides. The record is from the annotation of a GenBank genome assembly. Lineage: Eukaryota; Dinophyceae; Suessiales; Symbiodiniaceae.